Neopelma chrysocephalum (saffron-crested tyrant-manakin) is the source of this 548-nucleotide messenger RNA. RefSeq names its product pre-mRNA-processing factor 39-like. The record is from RefSeq and is a predicted model, not a curated record. The transcript is spliced from 4 exons. Gene Ontology annotation, cellular component: U1 snRNP; U2-type prespliceosome; commitment complex. Bases 66 to 548 code for a protein of 160 amino acids. Lineage: Eukaryota; Metazoa; Chordata; Aves; Passeriformes; Pipridae. Gene Ontology annotation, biological process: RNA processing; mRNA 5'-splice site recognition. Gene Ontology annotation, molecular function: protein binding.
CCACCCCUUUCCCACCAUUCCAGGAGGAUUUGGACCAGGAGAAGAUCCGGGAACUCGUCAUUUCCAUGAGGCAGCAAAUCCACGCCCAGAACGAGGCCGAGGUCGGGAAGCGCUGGAACUUCGAGGACGGGAUCAAGCGUCCGUAUUUCCACGUGAAGCCCCUGGAGCGGGCUCAGCUGCGGAACUGGCGGGAAUACCUGGACUUCGAGGUGGCCUCGGGGAACCACGAGAGAACCAUCGUCCUGUUCGAGCGCUGCGUCAUCGCCUGCGCCCUCUACGAGGAGUUCUGGAUCAAGUACACACGGUAUUUGGAGUCCCGGACGGUUCCGGGGGCCCGGAGUGUUUUCCAGAGGGCCUGUGGCUUCCACCUGCCCCGCAAACCCAACAUCCACCUGCUCUGGGCGGCCUUCGAGGAGAAACAAGGUCAGGGGGGACCCGGCACAUCCUGCGGGGCUUCGAGGCAGCGGUGCCAGGCCUGGUCAUGGUGCCUUGAGCCUGGGGACCCCAUAACCCCUCAUAACCCCCACAGGGACCCCCAUAACCCCUGA